AUGGGUGAUUCAGUACGUAUAACCAUAGGUGGAGAUGAGGUGGUUGAUCAUUUUGCCUCUGAAAGAAAUCUAGAAAAGCUAGAUUUCGAGGCUCAAAGGCAAUUGGUAGUGCAACUUAUAACUUCCAUGGCUGAAAAUGUCAAGGAAAGAGAUAAGAUUAAGCGAGACAAAUCAAGCCACCCUCUCACUAAUAUUAAACUUUCCACUAAACUUGAGUCUCAACUAAUGGCAGCGUACAAUUUCUUGGACGUCCUAAAAAACAUAUACGGUAAACUACUUAACUCUAAGAAGAAGCGUGGCAAAUACACGGAAAGUGAAAUUUCGUCCUUCGGAGAAACCAUAAAGAACUUGGACGAGAAUCUUGUGAACCUAGAAAACAUGAUUAGAUACAAACCCAACUCCGCCAUUAAGAAGUCAAGGAUGGAUAUUGACGUGAACUCUAUCCCCUUUGAUAAAUCUGCUCUUACAACUGAAGAGCAAAACUACGUGGCAGAGUCUAUAAGGCGGUGGAACGUGCGAGAUGAGGGUUUCGACAAACAGCUCCAGGAAAUUGGAGAGGCAGUUGACAGAAUAGGCGAAGUCGCCAUUCAUAUCGGAACGCGUGCCCAGGACCAGGCUAAAGCAGCAAUAGAAGCUGUUGUUGAUGUUGAAAACACGACGAAGGGUGUUACUGAUGUUACGAAAAGGAUCAAAAAACUACUCAAGAGGCAGCGCAUGGUUGAGUUCUACUGUCGCAUGAUUCUCAUUUUAAUUGUUCUGGUUUUAUCUGGAGUUCUUAUAUACAUAGUCAUGAAAAAGCUAAAGAAUAAAUAA
Molecule: messenger RNA, 813 nt
Organism: Theileria annulata
Lineage: Eukaryota; Apicomplexa; Aconoidasida; Piroplasmida; Theileriidae
Exons: 4
Coding region: 1-813 (270 amino acids)
Source: RefSeq, a predicted model, not a curated record